CGGAGAAGUCCGGGCCGGCCGGGGACACCGAGCGACGCCCUCGGGGGCGGGGAGGAGAGAGGAUGGCGGCCGCGUCCCGGAGCGCCCCGGGCUGGGCGCUGCUGCUGCUGCUGGCGGCGCUGUGGCCGCAGCAGCGCGCCGCGGGCUCCGGCGUCUUCCAGCUGCAGCUGCUCGAGUUCGCCAACGAGCGCGGCGUCCUGGCGAGCGGGCGGCCGUGCCAGCCGGGCUGCCGCACUUUCUUCCGCGUGUGCCUGAAGCACUUCCAGGCCGUCGUCUCCUCCGGGCACUGCACCUUCGGCAACGUCUCCACGCCCGUCCUGGGCACCAACUCCUUCGCCGUCCGCGACGACAGCCGCGGCGGGGGCCGCAACCCGCUCCAGCUGCCCUUCAACUUCACCUGGCCGGGCACCUUCUCGCUCAUCAUCGAGGCCUGGCACGCGCCCGGGGACGACCUGCGGCCAGAGGCCCUGCCGCCGGACUCGCUCAUCAGCACCAUCUCCAUCCAGCGCUCCCUCACCGUGGGGCAGAACUGGCUGCAAGAUGAGCAAACCAGCACCCUCCCCUUCACCAAGCUGAGCUACUCCUACCGCGUCAUCUGCAGCGACAACUACUACGGGGAGAGCUGCUCCCGCCUGUGCAAGAAACGCAACGACCACUUCGGCCACUACGUGUGCCAGCCGGACGGCAGCCUGUCCUGUCUGCCCGGAUGGACCGAGUACUGCGAGCAGCCGCUCUGUCUCGCUGGCUGUCAUGAACAGAACGGCUACUGCAGCAAGCCGGCCGAGUGCCUCUGCCGCCCCGGCUGGCAGGGCCGCCUGUGUGACGAGUGUAUCCCGCACAAUGGCUGCCGCCACGGCACCUGCACCGCCCCGUGGCAGUGCACCUGCAAGGAAGGCUGGGGCGGCCUGUUCUGCGACCAAGAUCUCAAUUACUGUACCCACCAUUCCCCUUGCAAGAACGGGGCCACCUGCUCCAACAGCGGGCAGCGGAGCUACACCUGCACCUGCGCCCCCGGCUACGCCGGCGUCGACUGUGAGCUGGAGCUCAGCGAGUGUGACACCAACCCCUGUCGCAACGGCGGCAGCUGCGAGGACCAAAAAAAUGGCUACCGCUGCCUGUGUCCGCCCGGGUACUACGGCCCGCGCUGCGAACACAGCACGCUGACCUGUGCCGACUCUCCCUGCUUCAACGGGGGCUCCUGCCGGGAGCACGGCCGGGGGGCCAGCUACGCCUGCGAGUGCCCCCCCGGCUUCACCGGCUCCAACUGCGAGAAGAAGGUGGACAGGUGCACCAGCAACCCGUGCGCCAAUGGGGGCCAGUGUCUGAACCGAGGCCCGACCCGCAUCUGCCGCUGCCGCCCCGGCUUCACGGGCCCCCACUGCGAGCUCAGCGUGGGCGGCGACUGCGCCCACAGCCCGUGCGCCAACGGCGGCACGUGCCACGCCCUGGAGACCGGGCCCGCGUGCGCCUGCCCCGCGGGCUUCUCGGGCCGGCGCUGCGAGCUGCGGGCCGCCGCCGGCGACCCCUGCGCCUCGGGGCCCUGCCUCCACGGGGCCACCUGCUACGCCGGCCUCCCCCCCGACGGCUUCCUCUGCACCUGCGCCUACGGCUUCGCGGGCGGCCGCUGCGAGUUCCCGCUCGGCCUGCCGUCCGGCUUCCCCUGGGCCGCCGUCUCCCUGGGCGUGGGGCUGGUGGCGGUGCUGGUCCUGCUCUGCAUGGUGGCGGUGGCCGUCCGGCAGCUGCGGCUCCGGCGGCCCGAGGACGGCGGCAGCGAGGCCAUGAACAACCUGUCGGACUUCCAGAAGGACAACCUCAUCCCGGCUGCCCAGCUCAAGAACACGAACCAGAAGAAGGAGCUGGAGGUGGACUGCGGCCUGGACAAGUCCAACUGCGGCAAGCAGCAGAACCACACGUUGGACUAUAAUCUGGCCCCGGGCCCCCCGGGCCGGGGCCCCCUGCCCGGGAAAUAUCCCCACGGUGACAAGAGCUUAGGAGAGAAGGCGCCGCUGCGGCUACACAGUGAAAAGCCGGAGUGUCGAAUAUCAGCGAUCUGCUCCCCCCGGGACUCCAUGUACCAGUCGGUGUGUUUGAUAUCGGAAGAGAGGAACGAAUGUGUCAUUGCCACGGAGGUAUAAGGCACGAGGCCACCCACGACACCCAGCGUCGGCCCAGCAGCUGGACUUGCCUUCUGCACUGUUUACAUUGCAUCCUGGAUGGGACGCCUUUACUAUGCACUGUGCUGCUCUCGGGAGGAGGAGGGACCGGCAGGAAUCGGACAGACUGUGAACUUGCCAAGAGAGGGACCGGCCCUGCACACCCGCGGGAGUCCGUCGAACGUCAGAUUGGCAGCUCUGCCAGCCUGGGCGACAGCGUCAGGAGCCAGGAGAACACUGGAGCCGGUUUCCAAGGAGCCACUUGGAUCCGCCCGGCCAGCAGCGGCCUUCACGGGGCUCCAGAGAGGAUCCCUGGCCUGUUUUCCAGAAGAGAGAGGCGGCGGCGGCGGCCGUGGGCUCAGACCCGCUGCGGCCUCCACGGGCGUCGAUGUUUCCCCAAGUGCCUUGGGCCCAGGCUCCACACUGACAGCUGGGCUGACAUCAGGAAGGAGAGGGGCGGCGCGGGCUGGGCUCUGUGGGCGGGAAGGCCACUGGGUGCGGCUCUUGGCAGGGGUUGCCCAGCAGGUGACGCGCACCUGAGGAGACGGGGUGGCUCUCGGCCUCUCACCGGGGCCCCGGGGCCCUGCUGGGGACACCGCGUAGCGUCUCCCUGGCCUGGCUGCCGGGCAGGGGUCGGCAGAUCUUACCCAGCUCCUACCACCCCGUGGCCUUGGCUUCCCGUGAGCAGAUGGGCGGGGGGUCUGGACGGGGGGGGGGGGGCUGCCAGGCGGAGCUGGGAAGCUCAGGGCGGUGAUGGUGGAAAUUCCACCGAGGGAGGAAAUUGGGGGUGCUGCUGCCGCCUGGGCCCCUUUUCCCCACUCAAACGUGUGUUCCCACGACCUGGAGCCGGGGGCUCCGCCCACGUUCGCCCCGGCUUCGAGACCACCCUCGACACCAACCUUCAGAAAGCAAUAAUAUGAGUUUUUAUUUUUUAUUUGUAGUUUAUUUUGGAGUCUAGUAUUUCGAUAAUUUAAAGAAUCAGAAGCACUGACCUUUCUACAUUUUAUAACAUUAUUUUGUAUAUAAUGUGUAUUUAUAAUACG
Molecule: messenger RNA, 3196 nt
Organism: Perognathus longimembris pacificus (Pacific pocket mouse)
Lineage: Eukaryota; Metazoa; Chordata; Mammalia; Rodentia; Heteromyidae
Gene: Dll4
Product: delta like canonical Notch ligand 4
Biological process (GO): heterophilic cell-cell adhesion; Notch signaling pathway; cell communication
Cellular component (GO): protein-containing complex; plasma membrane
Molecular function (GO): calcium ion binding
Source: RefSeq, a predicted model, not a curated record